GAUGCGCCCGGGACGCGCAAGGCUCCUGCCGCGAGCUACCGCCCCGAGGUGGACGCCAAGCAGGGCUCAUCGCAGGACCGCGCGGACCCCAGUCCCCCGGGGUACGCGGCUGCCGAGCCUCGGGGCAGCGUCUGAGGUCAGGAUGCCCUGGGCGCCUCCCUGCUGGUGAGGAUGCCCUGCUGCGCGGCUCCGCAUCCCCAGCCGCGGUCCGUGGUGGGCAAGACUGCGUGGGCCCAGCUUCAGCCCCUCGUCCCGGUGGAUGAAAAGCGCUGGAGUCCUUGAGUGCGAUCAGCAAUCGAAUCUGAAUUCUAAGAGCCAUGGACGAAGGCGCUGGGCUGCAGCCCCAGGCGGCAGAGCAGCCGGAAGCAUCGGCCACAGUAGGAGCUGUCCAAGAGAAGUGCGAACCAGAGACCUUCAGGUCCCAAAGUUUACCCGUCCUGAAUAGCACCUCCUGCCGGCCAGACCUAAGUCCCGCGAGUGUAGGCGCCAAGCCAGGCUUCGGCUGUCCAGAUUCUUUGUGCCAUCAGGAGUUGAAGCAAGGCCUGAGCCGGUUGGCCCCCAGCCUCUCUGCCCCGUCCACUUCGGCAGAGAUGGCAGGGCUCGUGGAAUGUAACCACAGGGUGGACGUCAUCAAAACCGUGUCGGUGUCCUCCGCUUUGGCCACGCUCCAGGGGAGAAGGUGCCUGUACGUGGUCCUCACUGAUUCCCGUUGCUUCCUGGUUUGCAUGUGCUUUCUGACCUUCAUCCAGGCGUUAAUGGUCUCCGGGUACCUGAGCAGUGUCAUUACCACCAUCGAGAGGCGCUACAGUCUGAAGAGUUCCGAGUCGGGGCUGCUGGUCAGCUGCUUUGACAUCGGGAGCCUGGUGGUGGUGGUGUUCGUCAGCUACUUCGGCGGCCGGGGUCGGCGGCCCCUGUGGCUGGCCGUGGGGGGACUUCUCAUCGCCGUCGGGGCAGCCCUCUUCGCUUUACCUCACUUCAUCUCGCCUCCCUACCAGAUCCAGGAGCUGAACGCCUCGGCCUCCAACGACGGCCUGUGUCAGAACGGCAACUCCACGGCGCCCUUGGAGCCUCCGGCCUGCCUGAAGGACUCGGGAGGUAACAGUCACUGGGUCUAUGUGGCUUUAUUCAUCUGCGCACAGAUUCUCAUUGGAAUGGGCUCCACACCGAUUUAUACCCUGGGACCAACCUACUUAGACGACAAUGUCAAGAAAGAAAACGCAUCCUUGUACCUAGCCAUCAUGUAUGUCAUGGGAGCACUUGGUCCUGCGGUGGGAUAUUUAUUAGGUGGACUCCUUAUUGGUUUUUAUGUUGAUCCCAGAAAUCCUGUUCACCUUGACCAGAAUGACCCUCGUUUCAUUGGAAACUGGUGGAGUGGAUUCCUCCUUUGUGCCAUUGCAAUGUUUCUUGUGAUAUUCCCAAUGUUUACUUUUCCAAAAAAGCUUCCACCUCGACACAAGAAAAGGAAAAAGAAAAAAUUUUCUGGUGAUGUUGUUAGUGAUGACGCCGUUAUGAAGGAGAAACCAAACAAUAGUGAACACGUGGACAAAAAAGUUUCUUCUAUGGGAUUUGGCAAGAAUGUCAGAGACCUACCAAGAGCAGCUGUCAGAAUCUUAAGCAACAUGACAUUCCUUUUUGUGAGUUUGUCAUACACAGCUGAGAGUGCCAUUGUAACUGCUUUCAUUACCUUCAUUCCCAAGUUCAUCGAGUCACAGUUUGGUAUUCCAGCUUCCAAUGCCAGCAUCUACACUGGUGUUAUUAUUGUCCCCAGUGCCGGCGUUGGUAUUGUCCUGGGAGGCUACAUUAUAAAAAAAUUGAAACUCGGUGCAAGAGAAUCUGCAAAACUCGCAAUGAUCUGCAGUGGUGUGUCUUUGCUGUGCUUUUCAACCCUGUUUAUUGUUGGAUGUGAGAGUAUUAAUCUAGGGGGCAUAAACAUCCCUUAUACAACAGGACCUUCUCUCACCAUGCCUCACAGGAAUCUCACAGGAAGCUGCAAUGUUAAUUGUGGCUGUAGAACGCAUGAGUAUGAGCCCGUCUGUGGAUCAGAUGGAAUUACAUACUUUAACCCUUGUCUGGCUGGCUGUGUUAAUAGCGGUAAUCUCAGCACUGGGAUAAGGAAUUACACAGAAUGCACCUGUGUCCAAAGCCGGCAAGUGAUCACUCCACCCACGGUGGGACAGCGCAGUCAGCUCCGCGUGGUUAUUGUCAAAACAUAUCUCAACGAGAAUGGCUAUGCUGUGUCCGGGAAGUGUAAACGGACCUGUAAUACCCUCAUCCCAUUCUUGAUUUUUCUUUUCAUAGUCACCUUCAUCACAGCAUGUGCCCAACCAUCAGCCAUCAUAGUAACACUCAGGUCCGUUGAGGAUGAGGAGAGACCCUUCGCCCUGGGAAUGCAGUUUGUUCUGCUGAGAACACUUGCAUACAUUCCUACUCCGAUUUACUUUGGAGCAGUUAUCGAUACCACCUGCAUGCUCUGGCAACAGGAAUGUGGAGUGCAGGGCUCCUGCUGGGAGUACAAUGUGACAUCGUUUCGUUUUGUCUAUUUCGGUUUGGCGGCCGCCCUCAAAUUUGUUGGCUUUAUUUUUAUUUUUCUGGCCUGGUACUCCAUUAAAUACAAGGAGGACGAACUGCAGAGGCAGAGGUGGCGAGAAUUCCCCCUGAGCACUGUGAGUGAGACGGUGGGCCACACCGACAAUGCCGAUAAGUAUGCCCGGACUAGAUCCUGCCCAGCGUUCAGCACCCAGGGAGAAUUCCACGAAGAGACUGGUCUGCAGAAAGGGAUCCAAUACACAGCACAGACCUAUCCGGGGCCCUUCCCAGAAGCAAUAAGUUCCUCUCCAGACCCAGGGCUGGAAGAAAGCCCUGCUACCAUGUAGCCUCCCUCCUGAAUCUUGAAAACGGAAGACUUUAGUUUUGUUGGUUGAGUUGAAUAUGGCGACUUGAGAAACACCCGUGCCUUCUUUUCUUUCUUUUUUUAACCUCUAAAGACACAAUCCUCAAACCAACAAAACUCAGUAUACAAAACUCAGCCACUGUUGACUGAGGGCUGGAUACCUCAACAAGACUAAGAGCCUUUCCCCCCUUCUCUCCAAGAAGGAGGCGUGUAGAUUUGUUACCAUUUCCACUAUGUUAAUUUAAUGCUCAUGCUCUAAUGUGGUAUCAGGCUGAGGCACGUGGUUAACAAAAUCAUCAGAAGUGCAAUGGCGGUGCGUAUCAUUAGCAUACACUCCAAACAAAGGUGAGCUUUUGACCAUGACUUUGCAUUUACAAGUCAAAGUUUUUAGACAUGAACACCUACUGUGAGUUCUGCUACAAAGCACAAAUGAAUUUGCCUCAACUAUGCAAUUUGAUUGGGAAAAUAUAAGUGCAGCAUGUUAUUUUGCUUUCAGAAACUAAAGCAGAUAUGUUUUUGAAAAAAGGAAGCUAAACUUUCCCUAAAGUACUGUUAAUAGCAUUUUAAGCCAUAGCAGAGUUAUAAAUCAGGUAGAAUUUUUCAAAUGCUUCAAAGGAACCAUAUGCAUAGCGUGAUAAAAGGAACAGCGGCCUCAUUUCAUAAGACACAUUCUCUUUUAGUCUGUCUGCCCCAUCAUAAGGUAGUGAAAGAGGCUGCUGAAUCAUAAAUCUGAUAGCUUCAAUAUAAACGCCAGGAUUCUUUUGUAAGGGGCUUUAAGUCUAGUGUCCUAAACGAUAUGGCUAGAAACUGUAAUUUGAGAUGCAUAAUAAGGAAAGAAAGUGAUGGCUUUCUCAUCCAAAGAAAAUUGCUGCAGAAAUUCUUUUAGCUUUUAAGGGCCCACGUAAGUGUAGUUAAGAAUUGUAACCUUGACACUCAGAAUAGUUGGAAAAAGAAAUUCCACAAAAGUAAGAUUGAGUCUCACCUGAUCAUUUUAGUUAUAUACCUGGAAGCACUAGCAAGUCUGUAUUGUUUUCUUUUUUAUGGAGAGAAAAUUGCUGUGGUUGCUCCUGAAAUCGAGUAAUUAUAUCAGGGAAGCUAUACUAUGAUAGGAAAGUCACUUUGAGUACAGGAAGAGGGAGAUCUGUGAGCUGGAUCUAGAAUAUGAUCCGAAGUCAUGAUUGAAAUUUGUUUAAAAUGAACUGGUCUGUCAUACUGAAUCUUACUUUAGCAGAGUUAGAAUCAUUUCACACCUCCCUUUGAUUCCUUCCUACUGUAACCUCCGUGAAGUGAUUCUGAGAGAGGAUUUUUCUGUUCCUAAACACACUUUGGGUUCAUUAUCCAUCAUCCUUUUCAGUACCGCCCAGCACAUCACUUGGACUUAGGCGCCACACAGAAUGCUUUCUACAUGGUUCUUAUGGUAGAUGCCUCCUGAAGCACUGUAAACUGAUUGCAGGUUAACUCAUGGGAUCUCGCUGCUCAGAAAAAGAAUCAUGACAACUCAGAUUUAGGAGGGACUGUGAGGUCCAAGUACCAAUAUAACUGUGAACUGUUUCUGCCAAGGAGCCUAUGCUUAUGUAGGGCUAAUUUGAGAAGUGGUUUCCUUGGCUGCUUUACACUCUUUCACAGAGGGGAUAUGAUUGACAGAACUGCCCCAUGAGUCAGGCUUUUUGCCCUCCAUCCUUGGCUGUACCAGUAGAGUUUCGUGAAUAUUCCUGGGUACAAGGUUGUUUUCCUCUCUACCGAGAAAUGGCAUUGGCCAAAUGAUUCUCUUGGUUGCAUGCAGUUUGUGGAGAGGGUUAUCACUAUUAGACUGAAUAAUGUCUACAAGGGGUGGGCCAGUGGUCUCAGGUGACAAGGACUUCCUUUUGAGCAGUCUCGUUUGGCUCAGUUGUAAGAACCAGUGUUGCCUGUAAUUACACGGGUGUCUGUCAAACUUUGGUCAACAUGGUGUAUAUUGAAGGUCUUCAGAGAAUAUCACUGAUUAACCUAGUGUCUACUCUGGGCCUCAGGGUUCCCCUUUUCCCUUUAUGGGAGAUCUUUGAUCCCUUAGAAGAGAAAGUUUCCUUUUGUGUUGGAGCUAAAGAUUUGUAGGUUGGGGAGAGGUGGUAUUUUCUUAAUUUUCCUCUGAUGGUUAAGAAACUGCAUUGAGAGAAUUUUGGUGGGAUUGGCACUUUUUUAUUUGUAGCUAAAGAUUGUGUGUUCCAACAGUCUUAGAAUUUCUCUCUUCUUGGUAGUACAUUUUGAAAAGGAACCUCUCUCAGAACUCCAGGCUAGGAAAUGAUGGACUCAUCAGGUAUAAAUAGAGAGUACUCCCCUUCUCUACCUUGAACAGUCAUCCAGUUCAGCAAGCACUGGCGGGAAGCCAGUUCUCUAUCAGGCACCGUUUCACCCAAUUACCAUCUGCCACUCUGUGAAAUCCUUUGAGCUGAUUAGGCCAGAAUUGAAGUCUAGCCUAUUAAUUGGCCUGAAUUGUGCACCACAAUGUUAACAUUGUACUUCCUCGAGUAUCCAAUACCUAUAAAUAGCAAGUGUAUCAUUAACGUGUUGUUGGUGAAUGUAGAAUAAGUAGUACAAAUCAUGGGCGACUGAAGUUCUGGAAUAAGUACCAAUUAAGAGUUGUCCCCAAAGUGCUUUGGGCUCUGGUAGCAUCAUUGGAAUAUUACAUAAUCAACUUGAGCAACUGUUUUAUAGAUGAUACCAUUUAAUUGUACAUAUGAGGUUCUUAUAUGAUUGUUAAUAAAUUAGGCCAUGUUACUUUAUAGUCACGGCUCCUGUUAUAAGUUGAAUUGCCACUGUCCAUGAGCUUAGGCUUCUAAUUACUUGGUUUGAGGAAAGGUCAUCUUAUUCCUUUAUAAACUCUGUAGAUUCAUAUAUUAUUUGGCUUUAAUAUGCAAAUAUAAUGUCCUUGAGUCUAGCCUAUUAAUUGAGACACUCCUGGCCAGUGGGGUGGGCGGUUGGAGCACAUUCUUUUGGUUAUCUUCAUUAGAAUGAAAGCCUUAUCCUUUGUAGGUGGAUUUCAUUCUUGAAAACAAUCAAAAGUCAUUCAGAACUAAAGUGGGGGAAGAAAGGAGGAGCAGAGAGGAAACAGAGUAGCAUUUGUUGAGUGUUGAUUAUUUGCAGAACCUUUUGUCAAGCACUUACUAUACAUCGUUCAUUUUAAUCCUCUGAAUGACUGUGCAAGACAACUAUUUUUAUUUGAUUUUUAAAAACAGAUGAUGAAAACCGAGGCUCAGAGAGGUAAAGUGACUUGUUUAGGAUUGUACAGAGCAGCCAAGUCAGGGUUCAGACACAGGUUUCUCCGUCUCCAUGACCCCCUUCUUACACUACGUAAUGCACACAAUAGUUUUGGUCAACAAAGGCAAGAAGUGACUAUAAGAUAGUGCAGUAAAGCAUGUCAUUUUUUGAUGUGUUACUGUUUCUGAAGAGUAGAGGAAGUCGUUAUUUCUUUGUGUAAAACAGAAAAAAAAUUCUCUAGGAAACAUCAAAAUUUAAUGUGUAGAUUUUCAAGGUAAAUUUACAUUUAUUUAGCUAAGUGUUAUAUUCAGAAUCGUUUGUCAUAAUAUACCUCAAGUAUUUAUUUCUUGUUCAUAUUUAAUAUAGAACAAAUCCAAUUUUGGUGUUAACGUUGAAUAUCCGUAGAGUUUCUGAAAUGAAACAGAUGAGGAAAGGUGGUUCAGAUUAAUUGAAUCUGAGCUUUGGGGAUUUCAAGUGUAUGCUUUUUUUUUUCCCCCUCUUUCAGAAUGUUAACAUUUCCAUUAGUCUUUUGGUGAAUAUCAGUUUAAGUUUCAUAAUAAAAGUUUUAAAUGAACAUAUACAAAGUGUUACAUGUUAAAUGAACAUAUACAAAAUGUUGUAAGUUACAUCCCAAACCUCUGACCCGAUUGUUGCCUGUUAACCGUUAGUAGCAAACUGGAGCAUGCACUUGGAAAUGUCAGCUAUCAGAGAAGGGAGUUACCUUUAGGACAUAAUGGCAGUCCUACAUUUUCACCAACCACCGAGAAAAUUCUUCCUCAGUCGGCAAUUCUAGCUUGCAUUCGUUGGUGGACUUGGAACCAGAAAGUUUCUUUUUGGAGCCUGUUUUGUAUCAACUGUAGGUGCACCAAAGAGAAGCUUCAUAGUUUGAAUGGAUCUGAAGCAUUUGUGGAAAUUCUCUAGUGUGCCCAGGAGCAGCAGGAGAGCCUAAGUCUGCGGUGGUAGCCAAUUAUACUUUGUGAUUUUGUGUGUACUUAAAACAUCCGAAAUGGCACAGAAACAUGAAUAUAACUAUUGAUACAUAGGUGCAUACUGAGUAUUCUAAGUAGCAGAUAGAUAUCAAAAUACUGUAUAAUCCCAGAAUCGCCUAGACUGCAGGUUUGCUAAUUCUCUGUUACACAGACCAGUAGGUAGCCUUUACAGGUUUUUGCAUUUUUCUUUCACAGUACUGAAGCGAGUGCCAUGGCUGGCAGGCGAAGUUAGUGGCCUUGUGCGCUUUCUCUUUUCUGCCUUCUUUCCUUUCCUCAUCUUCCAGGAUGCUGCUGGCUGUAUCUGUCCCAGACUUGUUGCUACAUUGGAAUCAGAUCUGUGUAUAUUUGAAGACGUUAUUUUAAGCACUUCAUUUUUACUCAGCCCUAGGAAGGGUCAAGAAUGAUGAAAACUCUCCCUGGGUAUUUGCUUUUGCAACAUUAAAAAAAAAAAAAUGCCUCGGUGCUAAAAGUAUUUGAUGAUGCAUGCUUACCACAAAAAUGCGCCACAGAAUUCACAGUAUUUCACUGAUAAGGGACUGCAUGUGCUUUGCUUUUGGAAAUCUGAAGAACUUCCCAGAAAACAAGUACUCAUUACUCUCAUUACUACAGUUAAUCCAAGAACGUUACAUGCAAAAAGGAAGAGUGUAAGGGGGAAUACUUUUUCUAUGGAAAAACUCAGCGCUUUUGAUAUUUAUUUUAGCAAGAAUAAUCAGAUGCUAAAAAUAAUUUCAGAGAGAGGGGAAAAAAUAUUUCGGAUAAUCUUUUCUUAUUUCUUCUCCAAAACACUUACACCAUGUAAGGUGUUUUUAAUAUUGGGGUUUUGAAGGUGUUGUCUUCUUCUCAUAUUCUACUAUUACAUGUUAAAAUCCAAGAAGAAGAUAUUAUUGAAAACUAAAGUAAUUGCAGGGAGAUAUUAAACCAAAGGGGUGAACAAAAGAAGUUUAAAGUUUGUAUCUAGACAUGAAGAAUAAGAAUAAUUGGAAAGACUUUAUAGUGGGCAUUUUUCUUAAAAUACAUACCUCUACCCAAAACCCCAAAUGUUAAUUUAGAAGCACGAAACAGGCAGGUCAGCAUCUAACUCUUUAGUUAAAGGAAAUGUAAUACUGUGUCAAAUAAACUGUCAUUAGGAUCCUAGUGGAGUGUGUGUGUUCAGCGUGUGUGUUUUUGUGUGUAGAGGUGUGCUUGUGAUGAAAGGCUGUUUUGAAUUGUUGCAUAAAGGAGUUUGAUUUUGUGAUUUUUAAAAAUGAAUAUUUAUUUGGAGACCUCUUAGGGUAAUUUAAAAGAUGUAUAAUUUCCUUGUGUUUAAUGAAAUCUAUUGUCAAUGUACUAAUAAACCUUGGUUUACAACAUCUCGAAUACUUGAUCAUUGAAAAUUAAGAAAAAAA
Messenger RNA from Diceros bicornis minor, 8498 nucleotides. RefSeq names its product solute carrier organic anion transporter family member 5A1 (gene SLCO5A1). The record is from RefSeq and is a predicted model, not a curated record. Gene Ontology annotation, biological process: sodium-independent organic anion transport; transmembrane transport. Gene Ontology annotation, cellular component: membrane. Gene Ontology annotation, molecular function: protein binding. NCBI's taxonomy places the organism in Eukaryota, Metazoa, Chordata, Mammalia, Perissodactyla, Rhinocerotidae. The transcript has 9 exons. Bases 318 to 2873 code for a protein of 851 amino acids.